AUGUGUCCCAGGCACAAAAAGGUGGGUGUGGUCGGUCUGCUAACUACGUCCAGGUACGAGUACGUCAAGGCCUUUGAGCAGCCCGACAUCCUGCUCCCCAAUACGUGGAUCGUGGUCCGCAUCGACGGAAGAGGAUUUCACAAGCUCUCCGACCACUAUGUCUUCAAGAAACCCAAUGACCUCCGCGCGCUGGACCUCAUGAACGCCGCCGCGGUCGAGGUCAUGAAAGAUCUGCCGGAUCUAUGUAUUGCGUACGGAGUCAGCGACGAGUUCAGUUUUGUCUUCCAUCCAAGUUGUCAACUCUUCGAACGACGCAACGCGAAGCUUGUCACUACCAUUGUAUCCACCUUUACAGCUCACUACAUCCAUCAAUGGGGGACAUACUUCCCCUCCACCCCUCUCCAACCUCCGUAUCUGCCUUCUUUCGACGGGCGUGCAGUUAUUUACCCAACGACCCGGAUUCUGCGGGAUUAUAUGAGCUGGAGACAGGUUGACUGCCAUAUCAAUAACCUCUACAAUACAACCUUCUGGACUAUGGUGCUACAAGGCGGCAUGAGUAAUACAGAUGCAGAGCAAGAGUUGAAGGGCACAGUGUCUUCAGACAAGAACGAGAUCCUCUUCAAACGGUUCGGGAUCAACUACAAUAAUGAACUGGAGAUCUAUAAAAAGGGCAGCGUGCUCUACCGCCAGUAUGAGCUACAAACACCAAAUUCUGCGCAGACACCUACAGAGGAAGAUACCUCUGUGCCCGAGUCAACGCAGUCGAGGUCGCAGCAGGAUAAACUUCGAAAGCUGCGCCGCAAAGCGCAGGUCGUGGUUGAUCAUGUCGACAUCAUCAAGGAUGAGUUCUGGGAGAGGCGGCCGUGGAUUCUGUCGAACAAGCCGGGCAAAUUACCCGCAUAG
Messenger RNA from Penicillium alfredii, 903 nucleotides. Its product is annotated as tRNA guanylyltransferase. Lineage: Eukaryota; Fungi; Ascomycota; Eurotiomycetes; Eurotiales; Aspergillaceae. Gene Ontology annotation, biological process: tRNA modification. The record is from RefSeq and is a predicted model, not a curated record. Bases 1 to 903 code for a protein of 300 amino acids. Gene Ontology annotation, molecular function: magnesium ion binding; tRNA guanylyltransferase activity. The transcript has 8 exons.